Penicillium oxalicum is the source of this 1158-nucleotide messenger RNA. Its product is annotated as putative nuclear pore protein (SEH1). Bases 1 to 1158 code for a protein of 385 amino acids. Gene Ontology annotation, biological process: cellular response to amino acid starvation; positive regulation of TORC1 signaling. The record is from RefSeq and is a predicted model, not a curated record. The transcript has 3 exons. Gene Ontology annotation, cellular component: Seh1-associated complex; nuclear pore outer ring. Gene Ontology annotation, molecular function: protein binding; structural molecule activity. Lineage: Eukaryota; Fungi; Ascomycota; Eurotiomycetes; Eurotiales; Aspergillaceae.
AUGGGGCCAGACGAGGAUCCCGAGGUUGGAGAUGGUUUUACCGAGCUCGAUGCCGGUCAUCGGGAUUUGGUUUCAGUCUCCAAGUUCAACUUCUACGGGAACCGACUCCUCACAGCGUCUGCGGAUCACCGCAUGAAAGUCUGGGACCUCAAGGAUGGGCAAUGGCAAUGCAUCGACACUUGGCGUGCUCAUGAUGCCGAAAUUCGUGAUGCAACAUGGAAUGGGCCAUUUACAGGCCAGCACAUUGCCAGUGUCGGGGAGGACAUGCGCUUGAAGAUCUGGCAGGAAGAUCCUACCCAGGCUCCUGGGUCAGGUCGGCGCUUUCGGUCUAUUUUCCGCCUAACGGCGCCAAAUCGACAUCCCUUUGUGUCACUAGACUUCCGCAACAUUGAUCUAGAAUCAUGGCUAGCGGUGAUCACCCGUGAUGGGUAUUUGAUGGUCUUUGAACCUGUGACUCCAGAUAGCUUGGCAGACUGGCAAGCUAUCGACCAAUUCCGAGUAUGCACCCAACCUGAGCGUGGUGAGGACACCAGCUUCAAGGUUCAAUUCCAUCAUGGACCCUCCGAUAUCACUCAUACGAUUAUUCCUGAAUCAGAUCGGAAGAGUCUUUCCCUUGUGGUCGCAGCCAUGAACACGGUCAAAAUAUACCGCACUGAUGCCAGUCGUCGCUUCUACCAUGCCAUUGAAUUGACUGGACACAGUAGUCUCGUCCGAGAUGUCUCGUGGGCUCGUGGCUCGGUGCGUGGUUAUGACCUGAUCGCAAGCGGUGGCAGAGACGGAUUGAUUCGCAUCUUUGAAGUUUACACAACCAACGCUGCUCAAGGAUCUCAGCCAGCUGGUUCUAGAAAGGCUGAAAAACGGCAGCAACAGUCAUCGGCCACACAGUCGACAACCCAGUCUGGCAUUGGAACUGCUCUGGCUAAUCGCACGCCCAAGUCCAACUCCAGUCGGCAGACCACUGGCGACACACCAUUCCGACACUCUUUCAAACAGGUGGCCUGUCUUGACAGUAAGCAUUUGGACGUAUGGCAAGUGGAGUUCUCCUUCGCAGGAGACUGUCUGAUGUCCUGCGGCGACGAUGGUACAGCUCGAUUCUGGAAGAAGGCCUUGUCGGGGGAGUGGCUAGAAUUUGCCGAGACUGACAUGACCACCCAGUGA